Centropristis striata (black sea bass) is the source of this 3527-nucleotide messenger RNA. Its product is annotated as WD repeat-containing protein 48. The record is from RefSeq and is a predicted model, not a curated record. Bases 49 to 2082 code for a protein of 677 amino acids. Lineage: Eukaryota; Metazoa; Chordata; Actinopteri; Perciformes; Serranidae. Gene Ontology annotation, biological process: double-strand break repair via homologous recombination; protein deubiquitination. Gene Ontology annotation, molecular function: ubiquitin binding. The transcript has 18 exons.
UUUUUUUUCCGGAUGUAGCAUCACAUGAAUUGACUGUCAACAUGCAAGAUGGCCACGCAUCACAGGCAGAAUGCUGCUGGGCGGAGAAAAGUUCAGGUGUCCUACGUCAUUAGAGACGAGGUGGAGAAGUACAAUCGUAAUGGGGUGAAUGCGCUGCAGCUGGACCCGGCUCUGAACCGGCUCUUCACUGCUGGGAGAGACUCCAUCAUCCGGAUAUGGAGCGUCUACCAGCAUAAACAGGACCCAUACAUUGCCUCGAUGGAGCACCACACAGACUGGGUUAAUGACAUAGUUCUCUGUUGCAAUGGCAAAACAUUGAUAUCUGCCUCAUCAGAUACAACAGUCAAAGUAUGGAACGCACAUAAAGGCUUCUGUAUGUCCACGUUACGAACACACAAGGACUAUGUCAAAGCUCUGGCCUACGCUAAGGACAAGGAGCUGGUGGCGUCGGCAGGUCUCGACCGGCAGAUCUUCCUUUGGGAUGUGAACACACUCACAGCGCUCACCGCUUCCAACAACACUGUCACCACCUCUUCACUCAGUGGGAACAAGGACUCUAUCUACAGUCUGGCUAUGAACCAGAUGGGCACAGUCAUUGUUUCUGGAUCUACAGAAAAGGUCCUGAGAGUUUGGGAUCCCAGAACAUGUGCAAAGCUGAUGAAGCUAAAAGGACACACAGACAACGUCAAGUCGCUGCUGCUGAACCGAGACGGCACUCAGUGCCUGUCGGGCAGCUCAGACGGGACCAUCCGUCUGUGGUCACUCGGCCAGCAGCGCUGCAUCGCCACCUACCGGGUCCAUGAUGAAGGCGUGUGGGCGCUGCAGGUCAACGAGGCCUUCACACACGUUUACUCUGGAGGAAGAGACAAGAAGAUCUACUGCACCGACCUGAGGAACCCAGACAUCCGUGUUCUCAUCUGUGAGGAGAAAGCUCCGGUGCUCAAAAUGGAGCUGGACAGAUCUGCUGACCCUCCUCCAGCGAUCUGGGUCUCCACCACCAAGUCAUCUGUUAAUAAAUGGUCUCUAAAGGGAAUGCACAACUUCCGAUCAUCAGGAGAGUACGACAACGACUGCACCACUCCUCUGACUCCUCUGUGUACUCAGCCAGAACAAGUCAUCAAGGGAGGUGCUAGUAUCAUCCAGUGCCACAUCCUGAAUGACAAGAGACACAUACUGACCAAAGAUACCAACAACAACGUGGCUUUCUGGGACGUUCUCAAGGCCUGUAAGGGGGAAGACUUGGGCAAAGUGGAGUUCGAUGAAGAGAUUAAAAAGCGCUUCAAGAUGGUCUACGUGCCAAACUGGUUCUCUGUUGAUCUGAAAACUGGGAUGCUCACCAUCACUUUGGAUGAGAGCGACUGCUUCGCCGCCUGGGUGUCUGCAAAGGACGCCGGGUUCUCAAGCUCCGAUGGGUCCGACCCAAAGUUGAACCUGGGUGGGCUGCUGCUUCAGGCUCUGCUGGAGUUCUGGCCCAGAACUCGUAUCAACCCCAUGGACGAGGAGGAGAACGAGGUGAACCACGUGAACGGAGAACAGGAGAACCGGGUCCAGAAGGGAAAUGGAUAUUUCCAAGUGCCACCACACACGCCAGUCAUCUUCGGGGAAGCAGGAGGCAGAACUCUAUUUAGGUUGCUAUGUAGAGACUCAGGUGGAGAGACGGAGUCCAUGCUGCUGAAUGAGACCGUUCCACAGUGGGUUAUUGAUAUAACUGUAGAUAAAAAUAUGCCCAAGUUCAACAAAAUCCCGUUCUACCUCCAGCCCCACUCUUCCUCUGGUGCAAAAACUCUAAAGAAGGACCGCCUCUCGGCCAGCGACAUGCUCCAGGUGAGGAAGGUGAUGGAGCAUGUUUACGAGAAGAUCAUCAACCUGGACAACGAGUCGCAGACCACCAGCUCCUCAGCCAACGACAAGCCGGGGGAGCAGGAGAAGGAGGAGGACAUGGCCAUGCUCGCCGAGGAGAAGAUCGAACUAAUGUGUCAAGACCAGGUUCUAGAUCCCAACAUGGACCUGCGAACAGUUAAACAUUUUAUCUGGAAGAGUGGAGGGGACUUGACGCUUCACUAUAGGCAGAAGUCCACGUGAAAACCCUGAUUUUUAAAAACAAGAACUCUUCGUCAUUUGCCAAUCACCACCCACCUCUGACAUGUAGUACCCUAAAAACCCCAUUGUGUGGUCGAGAGUCGCAGUAUCAAUGAGAAUCCAGUAAAAAAAAAACAAAGUGUGAGGACGAGGCUCAUGGUGUAUCAUAGAGAAGUGAGCAGAACAGACCGGAGCAGCCGACAGACACCCGGGAUAGAAGUGGUCCAUAGUUUAUUUCUUUCUUUUUCUUUUUUUUUACAGUUUGAAGAAAGGACUGUUUUCUCCAGCUUCCACCAGUUUCUUUCUUUUCUUUUUUUACUUUGACUGCUAUGUUUGUCCUUCUGAUUGGCGUUUUAUUUCGAAGCGACAGAAGUCAGUUUGUGUCCGAGCGUGUGUGUGUGUGUGUGUGUAUAUGCACAUGGAUGUAGUAGACUGUUUGUUUGUUCUAGUACAUUCCAGAAAAACCUGUCCUUGUUCUCCAAACACUCCACACUAAGCGGUUUAGAGUCACUCUUGGUCUCUAAACCUCCUCCUCUGUUCUGCUGCCACAUUAACCUGAACUUAGACACCGAACUACUGCAGAGCUUGAACCUCCAUUGACAGAAAACACUUGUCGGUGUCUUUUACUUUUAGCUGUGCUGUUCUCAAUGGACUGAAUGUUGGUGUUUUUUUUUUUGUAAAUAUAUGUAAAACAUUUUUCGAUUGUUUUCUUUUUUUUUUUUGGUUUUGCAGCAGUUUUAUUUUGUUGUUGUACAGUUUUACUCAAAACCAACAGUUUUGUUUCUCUUUUGUUUUUGUUUUUUUCUCUCAAAUCCCCAGAGCACAUCCAUUCAUGGUCAUGAAGGUAAUCUGACUUUUAAAAAUCGCAUUCGUUGUAUUCAAUACAACCCAGAAAUCCGCAUUUUACUCUUUAAGAAUGUUUAGUAGUCGUCCAAGUCAUCUUUAGCAAAAUCGGGAAAUUAUAUAUAAGGUAUAUAUCUUUAUUAAUAACUCAUGCUUACCGCUCUGUGCUUGGGUCAUGAGCAGUGACUUUGAUGACAGUGAGGGCUCUUCCUAAUGUAUAUUUAAUUUAGAUUUAAUAGUUCAGUGAAACAUGAAUAUAACUUGAAGGGGGAAUCUCAUCAUCCAAGAGAAUAUAGAAGAAUAUUCAACCACUGUGGGAGUGAAAUAAAAGGUAAAACCCGUUUUUUUUCUCUCUCGGUGUCACCAAGCGGAACAAAAGAUCUUUUCAGUGGAAAUUUGUUUCUGCAGUUAAUUUUUGCCAUGACGAGUGUGUGUUAACGCCAUAGUGGAGACGCAACCGGAGUGAGCUCAAAUUGGCCAAAAAAACACGAUGGGUACCGUAAUUGAUGGGCCAUAACACUGCAAUAUCCCUUGUUGUAAUAAUUUGUGAAAUAUGUAUAUUUUAGGCAUUCGAAGAAAUAAAUUGGAAUGAUUUAACAAUGACA